AUGGAGGCGUCAACGCAGCUCACGGAAGAGAGCCGAAAGGCACACAUCGGCACGUACAAGAACAACAAAACCGGUUCCGAGAUAGUCAUUGAAGUGGUGAACGAGCAAUUGACCAUGAAAAUAUCGACAGAGACACAGCCCGAAACCUGCACCAAGCAGACCAAGCGCUAUGGUCUUGUUCGCUGCAAGUCCACGACAGGAGCUGAAGGAUCGACCGAUUGUUGGAUGACUUCGCCGGGGCAUAUCAACGACUCGCCCGAGGAGACGCAAGCUGCCGACGAAGAGCAGCCCGGCGGAAACCACAUCAGUUUCUUCUCUGAGAGGAACAUGAUACAACGACUAGUGUGGAGGUCACCGGGAGCCGAAAACGCGCUACAGUACACUAAGCUGAAUACUGUUGGGCUGCUCAAACUCCCCGAUGAGCUCCUUGAACACAUCCUUGAUUAUGCGUUGACUGCCGAUGACGAGAUUGUGCACAUCCCAGAGAGAUGUGGCCAGCUACGCAUAGCUGUUUGUCGCCACGUCCCUUACGCAAACGCCAAGUUCGCGUUCGACGACGGAAAUCCGACAAGGCUACCGGAGCCCCUCAACAAUGUCCAGUUCGUGAGUGGUUGGACCUUCGAUACUUUCCGACGCCUGGACCAGGCCCGACCUGCCUCUGCCUCCAAAUGGUUCAUUGCGGGUACGCAGUGGUUCGACAACGUGCGGAAGGUCACUUUGCUGGGCGAUUUCGGGGUUGGCCGCACAGCCGACGAGAACAUCCUUCACGGCAUCAUCCGGUUCGGCCACCAACACGCCAAAGCAGACAUCUCCGUCACCGUACAAUCUCUCUCGAUCCGAGGAUACAAGAGGCUAGAUGGAUUCAUGACACUGGCGUGGCUCAUACAAGAAGCGGUACGAGGUACCCUGAGGCCUACAUGGGUGGCGCCAAAGGAUAAGCUGGUGCGCGACAAGGACCUCAACUUCAUGAAUGUCGCGAAUGUGCGGUUCAAACCAUCCGAUGUAUACGCCGACUGGCAGGAAGACUUGAAGACUCUCCCAGUCAAGAAGCAGAAGGUGGCGACCAUCACACGUAUCGUCGACGAGUGUGGAGGAAUUGAUCAGAUGCUGGUAUUCGUCAGGGGCGUGUAUGAGAGAGGCAUCUAG
This is a messenger RNA of Pyrenophora tritici-repentis Pt-1C-BFP, 1146 nucleotides long. RefSeq lists its product as uncharacterized. The record is from RefSeq and is a predicted model, not a curated record. NCBI's taxonomy places the organism in Eukaryota, Fungi, Ascomycota, Dothideomycetes, Pleosporales, Pleosporaceae.